Messenger RNA from Paramecium tetraurelia, 1078 nucleotides. RefSeq lists its product as uncharacterized. The record is from RefSeq and is a predicted model, not a curated record. Lineage: Eukaryota; Ciliophora; Oligohymenophorea; Peniculida; Parameciidae. The transcript has 5 exons.
AUGAAAUACAUGAUUGUGGUAUUGUUAGCCUUAGCAGCUACAAGCUAUGCUUCAAAAACAUAAGAUCAAAUCUUAGCACUUUUAUAAACUGGAACAAAAGCAAGUGAUGCUAUUGAUACAGUGUUUGGAUUGUUGAAUGAUUUGAAAUAAUCAAAUAUUGAUGCUUAAUUUGCUGCAGACUAAAAGAAUGAAACAGAUGAAUGGAUUGGUGCUUAAACAAUUGAAUAAUUCACCAAAAUCAAAGCCUUGAAUCAAAAAUUAUUCUAACAAGCAGUUGAAAAUAGGGCUGAAUAUGAAUAAGUCUUACAAUAAACCAAAAAUUAUUUGGCUUGGAACGAAGCAAGAAGAGAUUCAAUUGCAGCUAAAAUUGAAACAUUACAAGACAAUUAAUGCUUUAGCAAUCAAUUAUUUGUUAAAUCAAUCAAACACAAUCAAGAAGCCCUUGAAGUCAUCAAACUUCUCAAAUAAGAUGUUGCUGGUUAUAUUAUAAAUGGAGAUUCAUUCGAAUUUGCAUAAGUUCAAGUUUAAUCAGUCGCUGAGAAAUUAAAGUAAUAUAGCAAUUUGUUCUAAGAACAUCAGAUAAAAUCAUUUUUAGCUUUAGCUUCAGGAGAAUAAGAAUAAUAAUCUGGAAGUACAUUGGCUGAAAAAGUCUUGGCUGUCCUUGAAGGAUUGGAAAGCGAAUUAGAAGCUUCAUUGGAGAAUUUGAAAUAGAAUGAAAUCAACGCAUCCUGGGAAUUAGCUGGAUGGGUUUCAUUGUCUGAAGCUGAAAUAACAAGUUUGGAAGUAGAAUAUGAAAGAAAAUAAGUAUUUGCUGAUAGAACUGCUACUUAAAUCCAAGCUGCCUUGGCCUAAUAAGCUAAAUCUAAGAUUAUUCUAUAAGAAUCCCAAGAUGCCUUAGAUUAAGCCUAAUCUGAUUUGGAAUCCAAGAGAGCUGAUUACGAAGAAGCUAAGGCUAAGAGAAAUGAAGAGAAUGCCAUUUUGGAUGAGGUUAUCAUAAUGUUCAAGAAAUAAGUUGCUUCAUGGUCUGGAAGAUGAAAUUAUUGAUAGAUAUUAAAGAAUAUAUCAAUUAUUCAACAAA